Aaosphaeria arxii CBS 175.79 is the source of this 657-nucleotide messenger RNA. RefSeq lists its product as uncharacterized. Lineage: Eukaryota; Fungi; Ascomycota; Dothideomycetes; Pleosporales. The transcript is spliced from 2 exons. The coding region runs from base 1 to 657 and encodes 218 amino acids. The record is from RefSeq and is a predicted model, not a curated record.
AUGUCGUCGCUUCCCGAUCUGGAUACAUUCUACAACUGGAAAGCACGCGACCGAAUGCACAACCACAUUUCUUCAACUUCCAAGGCUAAGGUGUUCCCUAAGCAGAGUACCUCUCUCGACAGCUGGUUUAGACCAAGUGAAGCCUUCAGUGGCCCACCUGCUACCCCACGCAACACCCUUCACCUGAACGAGCAGGAGCACCAAACAUCAAGCAAACGUCAGAAGCUUGCCGGCGAUGACGAAGAAUAUGAUUCAAUACUCGAGACACCCGCUUCCUCAAGCGUUCCAAGCUCGCUGUUGCAUUCCAAAGCACUCUCUCAAGACGAUGCGAUUCGCCUUUUACGGACCAUUGCCAACGAUCAAUCUGGCACUAUUUUCACCGAUAGCCUGUCCCCAGCUAUCAUCUCUGUUGCCUCCAAUACCCCGAAUGGGCUGUCUCUCCAGUCCAUAUCCGCCGCGAUCUUGAUGCGCCUCUCGCCUUCGCGCCGACACGGAUCAUCACUCGCACUUGCAACCCACCCGGAAAGGGUUGUUCCCCCAUCUCCUUCGUCAACCAAGAUCCUGAGUCCUAUGGCUAGCUCUCUUGAACAAGAAAGCCAAUCAUUAACAACGGCGAUUCGUACACAUUCAGUACACCCUCCGCAGACAAAUACUUGA